Molecule: messenger RNA, 552 nt
Organism: Centruroides sculpturatus (bark scorpion)
Lineage: Eukaryota; Metazoa; Arthropoda; Arachnida; Scorpiones; Buthidae
Product: ABC transporter C family member 6-like
Exons: 4
Biological process (GO): transmembrane transport
Cellular component (GO): membrane
Molecular function (GO): ATPase-coupled transmembrane transporter activity
Source: RefSeq, a predicted model, not a curated record
AGCACUAUACCUAGAUGCAGAUAUAUUCCUCUUUGAUGAUCCAUUAAGUGCUGUUGAUGUUCCAGUGGCAAAACAUAUAUUCGAAAAAUGUAUAAUAGAAUAUUUGAAAGACAAGAUUUGCAUUCUUGUUACGCAUCAAAUACACUUUUUAAACUCUGCAAGUAAAAUUUUACUGUUAAAUAAGGGAAAAUGUGAGUUUGCUGGCAAUUACAAACAGAUGGAAAACUCUAAAAUGCUUAGAGGAAUUUUGUCAAAGAAAGAAAUAGCUGAAAAUAGCAAGGAUUUAGAAAAUGUACUUUUUAAUGGUGAUGAAAUAAUUGAAACUACUGAAUCUGAUUUGAUUGAUGACAUUGGAGAUAAUAACAGCAGCAAUAAAAAAUUUCAAGAGAACAAAUUACCACGAGAUGACGAAGGAGACGGAAAAGUAGAAAUUUCAGUUUAUAAAGCUUAUUUGAAUGCUGGUCCAGGUUUUUUCUUCAAGAUUGUUAUAUUCAUUAUUCUAGUUGCAUCUCAAGUUAUUACAAGUGCCAGUGACUAUUGGUUCUUCAAAUG